AAGCCUUUUAAGGUUACAUACUUGCGUGGCAGAUUGAUGAGAACCCACUGUAACACACACCUCAAAGUUCUUACUAAUUAGGGACGUUGCUAAUACCAGAUAUCAACACUAAAAUCUACUAUUAAUCCCUUCCCCACAACAUCAACAACUCCAGGGCUACAGUGCAACAUUGGCAACAUUGCUUCCAUGGAUAGCAUCUAUUAUACCUACCUACCUAUUAGAGCAGUUGUACAUCUUUCCUGCCUUGACGAUCGCGCAUCUACUACCUACUUGCUUUGUUGCUGCAUUAGAUAGGCAACAAACUCUCAAGUGCUCUUUGGGGUUUGUUUUGUUCUUUUUAUUUUCCCUUCUUCUUGAAUCUCAUCACACGAUCGAAUCAUAUGGGAAAUCCGAGAGGCGAAGUGCAUUGCAUUUUGCUGGCCGCCUAAUUGGCGACGCACUCUAUGAUACCAUCACAACCACCUAUUAGACCAACUUUAGAACGCUGCCUUUUUCAACCACGUUUGGUAGUUGGUAGCUGGUAACUAAUCACUAGUUGCCUGUCCUGUCGCUUGUCGCUUGUCGCUUGUCGCAUAUUACCUUUCGCUUGUCGCCUUACGUACAUCCGUACUUGCUAAAGCCCCCGUCGUAUAACAGGUGAUCACCCAGACUUCAAUUCAUUACGACCAACGUAUCGUCCCCAAGCCUCCCAAGCCUCCCCCUCCCCCCGAGGUGACCGCAAGUAACCCUACCGAAUAAUGGAUCCUUUCUCUCCCACCCAGGAACCCGACGAGGGUUAUUCCGAACACCCUCUAAAUCCAUCCGACUCCGCUGGCCUUGUGAACAACACGUCGCUGUCGGCAAAGCGAUCACCUGCCGAUAUACCGGCAUGGUUAUCGGCUCAAUUACCCACAUUGUCGGUGCAUCAAAGGACUCGUCUUGCCAUGCUUAUUCUGGACGGUCUACCCACCACUGUGGUUGCCGAUAUCGUCAUGAACGAACUGAAUCCCCGCCUCUAUAUCGAUUUUGUCAACUGGUUACCAGCUGAGAUAUGCCUCAAGAUCCUCGGCUUUCUAGAUCCCGUAUCUCUAGUCCACGUUGCAACCUGUUGUCGAAACUGGUAUGAACUUGCCGUGGAUCGCAAACUUUGGGAGGACUUGUUCUAUCUCGAAGGCUGGAAGGCUAUACCUUACGAGAUCCUGGCUGCCGAGCAACGCAUGAACAACAUCCUCGUUUCCUCUCAAAUUCGAGCUCAAUCAUCCGAAGAUGGCCAUGUUAGUAAGAAGCGGGCCGUUUCGGACCCGGCAUCUCAAGUUGACGAGGAUUACGAAAUGGUAGAUGCCGAUGCACCCGCAACACAGCAACAACAUCUACCUAGCAUAUUCAACUCCGGUUCGUUUGGUCCCAAUCAGCAGGGAGGAAGUGGCUCGUCCGCGCAGAGUAAUACUAGCGUCACCCAGCAUAUGGGUACCUUGAUGAUGAAAUCACCCAGCCCCAUUCAAGACUCGAGGGGAAUGUCCAAGGGAAAGGGCAAGGCUACUGCCGAGUCUCUGAAUCCUGCGCACUCGCUCAUCGAGACCACCAAUGCUCACCGCCUACCCAAGUCUUCGCUUUGGAAUUACCAUGAGAUGGAAAGAAAGUACAAAAUCAAUUGGAAGCAUAUGUAUACGAUGAGACGAAGAUUGGAGCGCAAUUGGGACCGUGGCCGAUUCACGAAUUUCCAGUUACCCCAUCCAGAUCACCUAGAAGAGGGUCACAACGAAUGCAUCUAUAGCCUUCAGUAUAAUUCCGAGUAUUUGGUUAGCGGUAGUCGAGAUCGGACACUCCGAGUGUGGAAUCUACGCACCCGACGCCUCGUACGGCCACCUUUGAGAGGCCACCAGGGAUCGGUCCUCUGCUUACAGUUCGAUUCGGACCCUGAAGGAGAUUUGAUUGUCUCCGGAAGCAGCGAUUCAGAUGUCAUUCUGUGGAAGUUCUCAACGGGCGAGAUCAUACAGCGGCUUCGAAAAGCUCACAAAGAAUCGGUUCUGAACGUCAAGUUUAACAAACAAAUUCUCGUCACCUGCUCUAAGGACAAGACCAUCAAAAUAUUCAAUCGUGUGCCACUACGACCGGGGGACAUGGGUUACGGCGAUACUCAAGGUGUCAGUCCUGUCCCUAUCAACCUGAGAAACUACGGUUACGACGAUUCACCUGUGAAUCAACUAGCCAUUAAGCCACCGUUCACCAUGAUUGGGUGUCUCGAAGGUCACAAUGCGGCUGUGAACGCCGUUCAGAUUUGUGGCCGUGAAAUUGUGUCGGCCAGUGGAGAUAGGCAUAUUAAAGUGUGGGAUUGGCCGAACCAGAUGUGCUCGCGGACAUUCCUAGGACAUCAUAAAGGUAUCGCUUGUGUUCAAUAUGACGGCCGACGUAUUGUCAGUGGUAGUAGCGACAACGAAGUAAAAGUAUUUGACCGAGAAACGGGCCUUGAGGUCGCGAGUUUGCGAGCACAUGGCAACUUGGUGCGAACUGUACAAGCUGGUUUUGCCGACCUUCCCUAUAGCGCCGAGCAGGACCUCUUGGAAGCAAAAGCCGUCGACCAAGAGUACUUCAGGGCAUUGAAUGCCGGCGAUCUAGAAGAGGUGAAGUCGCAAAGACGUAAACCCCACAAUGCGGGUAGUCGCCGACCCGAAGACAUCACUGCGUAUGGCGCUAAGCUCCCUCCUGGUGGCGGUGGCGGCCCUUAUGGACGAAUCGUGUCGGGCUCCUAUGACCAGACCAUCAUAAUCUGGCGACGAGAUCGAGAGGGAAUCUGGAAGAGUGCGCAUAUCCUUCGUCAGGAGGAAGGGGCUGCUGCUGCUCUGAGACAAGCAUCUUUGAACUCCACUUCGAGGGCAACUCCUGGGCCAUCCACACUAGGAUCAGAAGCUAGGAAUGCACUCUCCAGUCAUGUGCCAACGCCUCCUGCAAAUGCGCCGCCAACGCUGGCGCAAACACACUCGAACUUUACACAUGUUGAGCAUCCUAUUAUCGCUACAAUCACCCCGCAAACCACCCAGUCUUACACCCAGAUGAUCGAUGCGUGUGUGCCGCAAGGACCAGCGGCUCUUCAACAAGCAUUAGCUGCUUAUCCUACCAUGUUAACCUAUCAUUCUCAUAUUCAAGCAGCCAUCGAUCGUGAAGUAAACGCCAUCAUUCGCUCGCAACUGCGGCAAGUCGUUAGCGCUGCUCUAGUCAGAGCACAGCUCGCGCAGAAUCGCAUCAGAGAAUCUGUACAACAGGCACUUUCGGCAACCUCGGGCUCGGCAGAGACAACACCCUCUCAGCCUGCACACAGUUCAACUCAUGCAAAUGCAAAUUCUAGCACCGCUGGUCCGUCCAAUGCUCCUACUACAGGACAUGCCAUGGCUAGCAACGGGGGUGGGCCACCUCCCAGUUUGGCUCAUAUAAUGAAUCCCACUCCGCAACCACAAACCGCAACACCUCAAGCGCAAGUUCCGGCGCCUGCUCAACACCAACAACACCCGCAUAUUCCGCCAGGCGACACUAGCGCUGCUAGGAUUUUCAAGCUGCAAUUCGAUGCACGACGAAUCAUCUGCUGUAGCCAAACAAGUACUAUCGUAGGCUGGGACUUUUGCAACGGUGACCCCGAACUCGAGGAGGCAUCUCCGUUUUUUGGAACGGUGGAGUAGAGAUGCUACAGAUCCAAACGUAAAGUAAUUCUUACCACUGGUGUGCGGAAUAGCCGUGAAAGUACAUAUACUUAUUAGUACACACUAUGUCGACCGUGUUGUUGAUAGCACCAAUAAUUAGAUAGAAGACGUUAAGUGAAUAGAAAAGGAUAUUCCUAG
This is a messenger RNA of Hypoxylon fragiforme, 3809 nucleotides long. RefSeq names its product WD40 repeat-like protein. The transcript is spliced from 2 exons. NCBI's taxonomy places the organism in Eukaryota, Fungi, Ascomycota, Sordariomycetes, Xylariales, Hypoxylaceae. The record is from RefSeq and is a predicted model, not a curated record. Gene Ontology annotation, molecular function: protein binding. The coding region runs from base 738 to 3650 and encodes 970 amino acids.